Messenger RNA from Parus major (Great Tit), 7778 nucleotides. RefSeq names its product pumilio RNA binding family member 2 (gene PUM2). The record is from RefSeq and is a predicted model, not a curated record. NCBI's taxonomy places the organism in Eukaryota, Metazoa, Chordata, Aves, Passeriformes, Paridae. Gene Ontology annotation, molecular function: mRNA 3'-UTR binding. Gene Ontology annotation, biological process: regulation of mRNA stability; miRNA processing. The transcript is spliced from 22 exons. Gene Ontology annotation, cellular component: cytoplasm; cytosol. The coding region runs from base 1752 to 4976 and encodes 1074 amino acids.
UUAAUAAGCUAAAAAAUGAUAGGAAAUAUUAUUUUAAUCAGUUGUUCUAACUGUAUUUUUAAAAUAAUUUCCCAUUUACAAAAGCUCUCACUGGACAAGUUGUUACAGGCUUUUUCUUCUAUUUUGUAAAACUAUAUUAUAUACUUUUAAUCAUGUUUCUAGAUUUUUGUUUUGCAAACCUCUGUUACCCUCCCUGCUGUGCUGUGUAUUUCUUAGAAACCUUUUCUUUCGCAAUUAAAAAAACUGAGAAGCUUGCUAAGGUUAUUUAGUCUAAACUAUGUGCCCUAUUUAUGUAGGAAUAUAUCACUUCAGCUUUUCAAAUGGUGCAAACAGCAUAACCGUUAUAAAUAGUUAUGAAAUCUGGUUUCAGUACAAACACUAAUUUAUGUGAACCUGGUAGCUCUGCCAGUAUUUGGCUGUACAGAUUAAAAUCCUGAGCUUGAGGACAUUUUACAGUAGUUUAGGAAAACUUGUACAAACAGUUCUGCCAGUCUUAGGGCAAAGCUUGAACUGGUUGGGUGGGAAGGAUAAUCAUGAAAGCCUGUGCAGUGAAGAGACAAGUUUCUUACAUGAUGGAAGAGUUCAUUUUUAAGGGAAGCAAGUGCAAUUUCGUAAGAGUCCAUAGCUGGCUUUUUAGGCCAUGAACCAUCAUGUAGUUCUGAAAUGGGGCAAAAUGUCCAUCAUUUUCCUCCGUGUUUCUUGGUGAUACUGAUGAUAAUGAUUUCUCUGUAUCAUUUGUUGGCAGAAGGCUAUUCAUAUUCAAGUAAAUCAUUAUUUUCCAAACUUGAUGAUGACUUGUGAGAUAUUAUCCAGCAUGCUGUGACAUAUAUAUAACAUAUGUGCAGAUUUAUACAUGCUCUUGAUAAAAACCUAGAGAAUUAAUUUCUUCUCUGCAGACUUUGAGGUUAUUGAUAUUCCUAUUGAAAACAAGGAAGCAAAGAAUGUGAGUUGGCUUUCUCAGCAGGCUGGACUCUGUUUUUGCUGAGUGUAUUCCCCUGCCUCUUUAAUGUGCUGCAGAAACCCCACUUCAAAAUCUGCUCUUUUCUGUCAUUGUCAAUGUUCUCAGUGCUGCUAGGAUUGCUUCUCAAACUACAAUAUGCUCAAAAAGAAAUAAAGCACAAGAACAUUAAGGUCCAGAGUGAUUGCUGAGCCAAGACAACUAAACUGAGAAAUUUGGUUUUGUUAGAAUAUUUCAAUGUACUAAGGGUCUUGGAGUUCAGAAGCAUAGUACUGCUCAGUCUGAGAAUGAAUUAAGAAGCCAAAAAUAUUUCAGUUGAAGAGCUACUCAGUUCCUUGCAAAAGUUUUAGUUGGUUCUAGAACACUAUUAUAACACUGAAAAUUUUUAAGUGCUUACUGGCAGAUGUAGUACUUUUGAGAUUGUAACCAUAGAAAUAUUUGUUAGAACUUAAAUUUGGUUGCCUAAGUCUUUUGUCUAAAGUGCCUAACACCUUCUUUAUUUGGACUGCUUAAGGAGCCUGGACAUUUUGGAGUAUUUUGUGAAUUUUUCAGUUCUGUUCUGUUACUGUUCCAUGUGGCCCUCAGAAAACCUUGCCUCUUAUCAAAACGCAGCACCUGUUGACUUUGAAUUACUUGGGAGCAGCAACUUUCACUAACCAGUUGGGUGGCAUUUUUUCAAAGAAGGGGCUGUUCUUUGCUUUUGCAAGAAAAUGGUUACAAGCUUAUUUCUUGCAAGAUUCAGGGUUAUUUGAGAGAGUAGUUGUCCCAAGGUCUGGAUGCCUGGAUUCCAGAAAUGGAUAUUACUGUUCGAUCUGUGGAUGAGAUGAAUCAUGAGUUUCAAGCUCUUGCCCUAGAAUCUCGGGGAAUGGGAGAGCUUUUACCUGCCAAAAAGUUUUGGGAACCUGAUGAUUCAGCAAAAGAUGGACAAAAAGGGAUAUUCCUUGGUGACGAGUGGAGAGAGACUGCAUGGGGAACUCCUCACCAUUCUAUGUCCCAGCCUAUUAUGGUACAGAGAAAGCCUGGACAGGGUUUUCAUGGAAACAGUGAAGUAAAUGCUGUAUUGUCUCCACGAUCAGAAAGUGGUGGCCUUGGAGUGAGCAUGGUAGAAUAUGUGUUAAGUUCCUCUCCAGCUGAUAAAUUGGAUUCCCGGUUUAGGAAAGGAGCUUUUGGCACUAGAGAUGCUGAAACAGAUGGACCUGAGAAAGGAGAUCAGAAAGGCAAGGCUUCUCCGUUUGAGGAGGACAAAAACAGAGAUCUUAAACAAGGAGAUGAUGAGGAUGUUACUAAAAUAAAUGGCAGAGGUUUGCCAAAUGGAAUGGAUGCCGAUUGCAAAGAUUUUAAUCGUACCCCUGGAAGUCGACAAGCCUCCCCAACAGAAGUAGCUGAACGCCUGGGCCCCAAUCCCAGCACCACAGAAGGAUUAGGUCCACUUCCCAAUCCUACAGCCCACAAGCCUCUGGUAGAAGAAUUUUCAAAUCCAGAAAAUCAGAAUCUAGAUGCCAUGGAACAAGUUGGUCUUGAUUCUCUACAGUUUGACUAUCCUGGCAAUCAGGUACAAAUGGACUCUUCAGGAGCUACUGUAGGACUUUUUGACUACAAUUCUCAGCAGCAGCUUUUCCAGAGGACUAAUGCUCUGACUGUUCAGCAGUUGACAGCAGCCCAACAGCAGCAAUAUGCACUGGCUGCAGCUCAGCAGCCACACAUAGCAGGCGUCUUCUCCGCAGGCUUGGCCCCGGCUGCUUUUGUGCCAAACCCGUAUAUUAUCAGCGCUGCUCCUCCAGGGACUGACCCAUACACCGCAGCUGGAUUAGCUGCAGCAGCUACCCUAGCAGGUCCUGCUGUGGUUCCGCCUCAGUAUUAUGGUGUUCCAUGGGGGGUGUAUCCAGCCAAUUUAUUCCAGCAGCAAGCUGCAGCAGCAAAUACCACAGCAAAUCAGCAAGCAGCUUCCCAGGCACAGCAGGGACAGCAACCGGUCCUGCGAGCUGGAGCAACUCAGCGCCCGCUCACUCCCAACCAGGGGCAGCAAGGGCAGCAGGCAGAGUCACUUGCAGCAGCUGCAGCAGCAAAUCCAGCUUUGGCUUUUGGUCAGGGUCUUGCUACAGGCAUGCCAGGCUACCAAGUGCUGGCUCCCACUGCCUAUUACGAUCAGACUGGUGCCUUAGUAGUAGGCCCUGGAGCGAGAACUGGGCUUGGCGCACCAGUCAGAUUGGUGGCCUCAACUCCUGUUCUAAUCAGUUCUGCAGCAGCACAAGCAGCUGCAGCUGCUUCAGCUGGAGGAACAGCAAACAAUCUCGCGGGAGCCACGAACGGUCUAUUUCGGCCACUUGGUGCCCAGCCACAGCAACAGCAACAGCAAACAAAUAGUAGCCUACAAUCCAAUUCAUUUUAUGGCAGUAACUCUUUGACCAAUAACUCCCAGAGCAGUUCCCUUUUUUCACAUGGUCCUGGCCAACCAGGAAGCACAUCUCUUGGCUUUGGAAGUAGCAGCUCUUUAGGAGCAGCUAUCGGCUCUGCACUUGGUGGAUUUGGCUCAUCAGUUGGCAGUUCUGCAAGUAGUAGUGCCACAAGGAGAGAUUCUCUAUCUACUAGCUCUGACUUGUACAAAAGAUCUAGUAGCAGCCUAGCACCCAUAGGGCAGCCAUUUUACAAUAGUCUGGGAUUUUCCUCCUCUCCAAGUCCAAUAGGCAUGCCUCUGCCAAGCCAAACGCCAGGACAUUCACUUACGCCACCGCCAUCACUUUCAUCACAUGGAUCCUCAUCCAGUUUGCAUUUAGGAGGACUGACAAAUGGUAGUGGUCGCUAUAUUUCUGCAGCCCCCGGAGCCGAAGCCAAGUAUCGCAGUGCGGCAAGCGCCUCCAGUCUCUUUAGCUCCACCAGCCAGCUCUUCCCUCCUUCGCGCCUCCGCUACAGUAGGUCUGACAUUAUGCCUUCUGGACGCAGCCGAUUGCUGGAAGAUUUCAGAAACAAUCGUUUCCCUAAUCUUCAACUAAGGGACCUUGUUGGACAUAUUGUUGAAUUUUCCCAAGACCAGCAUGGUUCUAGAUUUAUACAGCAAAAGCUGGAGCGAGCUACUCCAGCUGAGCGCCAGAUGGUAUUUAAUGAGAUCCUGCAAGCAGCCUAUCAACUGAUGACUGAUGUGUUUGGAAACUAUGUAAUACAGAAGUUCUUUGAGUUUGGAAGCCUGGAUCAAAAGUUAGCUCUAGCAACACGCAUCCGUGGUCAUGUUCUGCCACUGGCCCUCCAGAUGUAUGGCUGUCGUGUUAUCCAGAAAGCACUCGAGUCAAUCUCACCUGACCAGCAGGUAAUUAAUGAAAUGGUGAAAGAACUGGAUGGCCAUGUUCUGAAAUGUGUGAAGGAUCAAAAUGGAAACCACGUUGUACAAAAAUGCAUUGAGUGUGUUCAACCCCAGUCGCUCCAGUUCAUCAUUGAUGCAUUCAAAGGACAGGUCUUUGUACUUUCAACUCAUCCGUAUGGUUGUAGAGUAAUUCAGCGUAUUCUGGAGCACUGCACUGCUGAGCAGACUUUGCCAAUCUUAGAAGAACUACAUCAACACACAGAACAGCUAGUGCAGGAUCAGUAUGGAAAUUAUGUUAUUCAACAUGUACUGGAGCAUGGUCGUCCUGAAGACAAAAGCAAAAUCGUGUCAGAAAUAAGAGGAAAAGUUCUAGCUCUGAGUCAGCACAAGUUUGCCAGCAACGUGGUAGAAAAAUGUGUGACUCACGCGUCCCGUGCGGAGCGAGCCCUGCUGAUCGACGAGGUGUGCUGCCAGAACGACGGCCCUCACAGUGCCUUAUACACCAUGAUGAAGGAUCAGUACGCCAACUACGUGGUGCAGAAGAUGAUCGACGUGGCAGAGCCCGCCCAGAGGAAGAUCAUAAUGCACAAGAUUCGACCCCACAUCACGACUCUGCGUAAAUACACCUAUGGUAAACACAUUCUGGCCAAGCUGGAAAAGUAUUACCUGAAGAACAGUGCUGAUCUGGGGCCAAUUGGUGGACCACCAAAUGGGAUGCUGUGAAAGACAAAGAGAAAUGGAAGAAAAAUUAAAUUGUGAAUUAUCAAAACCUACAACUUAACUCUAAAUGUUCUGAUUUUUUUAAAUCUAUUUAUUGACUUUGUUCAUCCAUUUGUAAAAUUUUUAUUCUUGUGUAUAUUUUUGGGGAGUGAAUUGUUAAAAAAAAAAAAACAAAAACUAUCUCCAGCCCUGAUCGAGAGACCUAUCAGAUUGGAUGGCUGGCAAAGCACAGAAUGCCUGUAUAUGAUGUAAUUGUAUCAAAAUAGCUGUCACAUAUUUUGUAAAUUUUUACCUUGUAAAGUCACUGAAAUAGUUUUUAAAGGGAAAAAGUACAGUAUUCUUUUAAUACACUGGCUUGCAAUCUGGUAGGUCUACCCAGCAUCAUAGCACAACAGGUUUAUAGAGUUGUAUAUAGAAUUAAUCCUUAUUUUUCCCUUUUGUGUGAAGUCUUUUAUACCAGAUUAAAAUUGAUCAGCUGCAUAAACAUUAUUUAACAUGUUGAAAAGUUAAGUUGUAUUUUGGUGGUUCACAACAUCCUAUCCAAAUAACAAACAGGGCACAGCAAAUUAGAGAAGAGCAAAAUGAUGGAAAUUUUAAAAGACCAGGUUUUGGCACGUGCUGUGGAUACAGGUUUUUUUAAAUCAUGCGCUAGGGUUUUCUCUAGCGAUGUAUUAAAAAUAAAGUGCUGUAUAUACUUAUAUAUUUAAUUGUUGAACAAGGUAGAGGGGUUAAAAUGAUGGUGGUACUUCCAUUCAGCAAACUACUCUGUUGGAAAAGGAGUGAACCCUGUAUUAACUUUACAGUCAGUUUUACAACGCAGGAAGAGUAGAGAUAUGUAUUUUUUUAUUUUGCAUAUAGAAUUGUAAGGAUUUGAAAGUGUUGAGCAUUUAUUUUGCUUUCUCACUGUAGAUGCGAAAAAUAGGUAAUGAUAAAGAGAAGGGGCCACUGAAAAGUAAACUUGAUAGCUCAACAUUUAAGCAUGAUUGAUUAAAUAUUCAGAUAGCUUUUUGCUUCCUAUAAAUAUAUGCAUUGUAUACGUGUAGUUAAUAGGUGUAAGUUUACAGUUUGAAAACGAAUCUCUCAUUUCGAUGUUUAUUACAAAGCCUUGCUAAUUUAGUAGUGAUGCUUACCUUGGUUGUACAGAUGUACAUUUGUAAACCUUCAUGCUGUAAAUGUAAUUUGUUUUACUCCUUUUUGGGACAAAAAUUUGCAUUUUAGUGUAUAUUCAUAUCCCCGUUCCCUUCUUUCCCCCUGGCAUAUAGUGUUGUAUAAUGUAAAUUUAUUUCAGCAAAUCUAAAGUGAUUUUUUUAAAAUUCUAUCUUUAUAUGGUUUCAAAAAUAUGAACCGGCUUUCUUUUUAUCUAUUGUGAGAAACAUUAUGUUUUGUUUAUAACAUAACUGUUGAAUCUGUUCAUAUGGACACUUUGGGAAAUCAAUCUGUUCAAAUUUUAAAUCAGGAUAAAUAAGCAUAGUAAGAAGUGGACUGAAAUAUUUGGUUAUCACAGAAACCAAUGCUUCUUCCAUCUUAAUAAAUGUGGCAUGAUUUUUUGUACAGAAGAGUACUGUAUUUUUGAAUAGCCUUCUCGCAGCGUAAAGCAAAUAUGUAUGAUACUGUCGAUUUUUUUCUCUGGACAUAUGACAUUGUAACAGUAACAUAAAGAUGAUGUACAUAUACAAGCGGCCUUAUGUACAUUUCCCAAUGAUCUUUUUAAGGCAGAAUUGUGACCAUAUGUGUAUAAUUAAAAUCCUUUUUAAUCCUUUGCCUAUGGAAAUAUUUUGGAAAAAGCUUACUUUGUAUAUUCAGUUUCUGAAAGAUAAAGAAAGUGCUUUGUAUGUUGUUGAAGUAAGUAUUUUGUGUAAAAUGUUCAUUUGGAUGGCUUAACCUAAAGUUUUGAUCAACAUGGUAGUUUGGAAACAACGUCUUGAGCAUUGAUCAAAUAAAAGGCUGUUUUGGUAGGGGUGUGAUCAUGAGAAAGAAAAUAGCAGUGGUAUAAACUUGUUUGAGGAAUUCUGUCAUGUUACUGUUGAUACCAGGGUUACAUAACUGUUACUAAAGCAGACAUCUGAGGCGCUGCGUUUCUAAUGGUAGUGAUAACUCCUUAAUAGGCAAAUGGGAAAGUUUCUUCUGGCCUACUUCCAGUGCCUGCAUGAAGGGAAGUAGUAGGCCUCAUUGUUUUGAGUAAGCACAAUUCUAAUUGCCAAGUAGUUUUUGCAUGGCAGUUCACAAAAAUCCUCCCCAGAGGUACCAGCCCUGUCACUGGAGCCAGAGCUUUCCCGUAGUCACCCAAAGGAUGACUUCUGAGCCACUUCCUUGGACACAUCAAUUCUCCUUAGUGACUAUCUUUACCCUGUGUAGCUGUGCCGUGUGUUAUAAUCCACAGAGCCGACAUUCCUUCAACACGUAAGACAGUACGUCAGGCUUUUGGGGAUGUCCAGGCAGAAACUGAUAAUGUCCCUGUACUUUGUCCCUGCAGCACUCAUGCCAUGGUUGAAUUUAAACAGUCCUGUAACUGUCAUCCUUGGUGCUUUCAAUAUCUUGAGUGUAAUAUUCCACUUGCUCUCCUGAGAUCAUUUGUGCACAAAUUCUAUCCAGGAACAUGAAAAUCACUGGAUUUCCUUUCAACUAUUUUAGGGUUUGGGUAGAACCACUAGACUUUUGCUCAAGUAUUGCUUUUUGAUAUAGAUUGUUUACGGACCAGUUUGAUUAGGCUUGACUCCAGGUGGCUCGUAUUGAAUAAUGUAAUGUUCACAUGUAUAUACUGUAAAAAUCAAAUGAAAAUGUGUGAAUAACACUGUGUGAAAUAUA